UGUCUGUAUUGAAAUAGAAACAGAAACAGAAAAUAGAAAACAAGUUAAUGUAAAUAACUUAUUUUCAUGCGUAAAUUUGCUUAGUAACAAUUCAAAAAACCAACAUGUCUGCACGCAUGCUUAAGAAGAUGCAAGGUGGCUCAGAUAUUCUAGCUGCGCCGCCAGAUGAUGACCUAGACAACGACCAUCUAACUGACAAUGACGAACUAGACACGGUUCGAGGAAAAUCGCAUUUAAAUCCAUUUGAUUUGCUCAACCAACAGAGUCUCUCCGAGAGCGAGUUUAAGGAGGAUGACAACGAGACGGAGCAUCCAUCGGCAGCAAUUCAGUCAAAUUCCGCUGCCAAAAAGAAGAAGAAGAAACGCAAGAAGAAGGUCAAAUCGCAAGGCAAUCACAUCAGCAGCGAGGAUAACGAACGCCAAGAUAAAUACUUUGCCAAGGUAGAUCCACUGCUGGGCAAAGUCUACGAUGCUGUGCCCAAACAAUUGGAGAAGACCACAUCAGCAGCAGCAGGAGCUGCAGGUGCAGUGAGUGGCCAGCUGGCAAGCAAGAAACUGUUGACGGUGGAACUGAAACACCUGAAUCAACAAAACGAGAUGCGACGCACGUUUGGCAAGCGCGUUGUCAAAGUCGAAAAUAAGCGCGGUCGCCAGAAGCCCACACUGAAAUCCACCUACAUGGUAACUGCCAAGGAUUCAUGGCCACCAUUGACCAAGAAUAUUAUCACCAUGAAGUUGUUGCCCACACCCAACACACCUGGCACUUCCACGAUUCCCAACAUUCAGAUAAACGACGAUGAGAAUGUGCAAUGGUUUAGCUUCCAGCACAGCCAGUACUAUCAGGGUGUGCAGCAUAUGUUUCUCUCUGCUCUGGAGCGCAUCGAUUCAGAGUUUUUGAUCACGUUGAUCAAACGUUGUCCCUACCACGUCGAUUCGCUUGUGCAGCUCAGCGAGGUGUGCAAAAUGACCGAGGAUUUUGCUCUGGCAUCGGAGCUGAUUGAGCGUGCAUUGCUGCUGCUGGAAUCGUCGGUGCACAUCAAUUUUAGCCUAACGUCGGGCAACUCGCGCCUGGACUAUCGACGACAGGAGAAUCGUGCGUUCUUCAUUGUGCUCUUCAAGCAUGCCCAAUAUUUGGAGGAGCGUGCCUGUUGCCGCACAGCAUUUGAGAUCUCAAAGCUGCUGUUGAGCCUGCAGCCGGACGUGGAUCCGUUAGCCAUGAUUCUUGUCGUCGAUUACUAUGCGCUGCGUAGCAAGCAAUUUGGCUGGCUGGUGGAAUUCUAUGAGCUGUACAAUGCCUCACGCAAUCUUGCCCAGCUGCCCAACAUGGCAUACUCUUAUGCCCUGGCCCUCUACACCCUGCACGGCAGCUGCGAGCGUGCCAAUGAUGCAUUGCAAUAUGCGUUGCUCAUGUUUCCGGGUGUCUUGCGCCCGCUGCUGGACGAGAUGUCCGUGCAUACGGAUAAGCGCGUCGUGGCUUCAUCAUAUUUCUUUACCGAUGUCUCGGGCAAUCAAUCGCCAGCUCUUAAUCAACUGGUUUGCUUGUAUGUGUGCCGCGCCAAGGUUGUUUGGCGGCAAAACGAUGUGCUCACUUGGCUGGAGAGCAAUGUUAAUAUUGUACUGGAUCGCAUUGACAGCAAGGAUCCGCUCGUCAGCGAUUACAAAGAGAAACGUUCACUGCGUUAUGGUGGCACACCACCGCGCCCCAUUUUGCGGCAUGUCAUCCUCUCCGAUUACAAGGAGAAGGUGCCGUUAGCCGUGUUUGUUUCGAAAGAAAAGCAAGCCAUCAUGACCUAUGAUCCACUGCCACCCGUAGACAGUGUCAAUUGCUAUCAACGCAAAUCCUCGUCGAGCAGCAGCCCAACCACAAACACGAACAACUCUGUAUCCAUGUUUUUCCAGUCGCUGUUACCCUCAUUCAAUCUGAACAUUGCGGCCGCCCAGCAGCAACAAGGGGAUGCGGCAGUCGAGGCUGGUGGAGCUGGGGCGGCAGCGGCUCCAAUGGUUUUAGGCAUCCCACCCCCACCACGCGAGGCCAACGGACAGGGCGAAGCUGAAGAAGCUGGCCUCCAGCAAUCGCUGACCCUGAUGAUGGAUGCCAUGCGCGAAUUUUUGACAAACUUCCGACUUGCCGAGCACCUGCGCUCCCCGGAAACAGCCGCUGCGCAGUCGAGCAGCAGUAACGAUGACGAAGAGGAAGGAUCCAGCGACUAUGUGGAUUAGAAAAGUCAAUUUCACUUAAUAUGUUUAUUAUAUUAUUAUAUAUAUACCCAGCACAGCCACUUAAAGACAA
Drosophila grimshawi is the source of this 2289-nucleotide messenger RNA. RefSeq names its product transcription factor 25 (gene Nulp1). NCBI's taxonomy places the organism in Eukaryota, Metazoa, Arthropoda, Insecta, Diptera, Drosophilidae. The record is from RefSeq and is a predicted model, not a curated record. Gene Ontology annotation, cellular component: RQC complex. The transcript is spliced from 6 exons. Bases 105 to 2219 code for a protein of 704 amino acids.